This is a messenger RNA of Neospora caninum, 1170 nucleotides long. RefSeq names its product srs domain-containing protein. Bases 1 to 1170 code for a protein of 389 amino acids. NCBI's taxonomy places the organism in Eukaryota, Apicomplexa, Conoidasida, Eucoccidiorida, Sarcocystidae. The record is from RefSeq and is a predicted model, not a curated record. The transcript has a single exon. Gene Ontology annotation, cellular component: membrane.
AUGGCGAGAACGAGCAGAAUCCAGCAAUAUCAUGGAGAGCUCAGGUCCAAGGUGCGGAAGUUGAUGGCCGUUUGUUUGGGUGGAGUUCUGCUCAUUUCAGGUGGCGGAGCUGCCGCUGGCGAGCCGGUUGAGGGCCUUCUCCGUCGCUCUUUAGCUUCGGCAGCAGAUGGAUCUCAGACUGGAACGGUCGUAAACAAUUCAGUUGCAACCUGUGAGGGACAAAGUGAAGCCGCAGCUACCCCAAAUCCUGCUGCGUUGACGCUCUCAAAGAGUUCCCUUACCGCCACGGUAAAGUGCUUAGGUAAAACAGACACACCCGCACCAACCAGGGAGGAGGACGUCUGUAUCGACAAGACGACAGAGGGUAUUCAGGGGCAUAGUGAAUCCAAUGACUGCAAGUUUGAUUCGUACACAGGACAGACGGUGACUUUGCAAACGCUCCUCGGGGCAAAUCAAAACAUACAGUGGACAGACGAAAGCAUCUCGGACAGUGACACAGGCACCGGGACCGCACGGAUGCUCAAGCUAAACGAGGCAGACCUCCCUCGAACCGACAAGACAUUCUUCGUUGGCUGCAAAAAACAAGCAGGUGCCGCCGCCAACCCGUCGUGCAAAGUGACAGUGAACGUGAAUGCCCGACCCUCGUCGGUUGACGACAAAAACGUUGUCACCUGCGCAUACGGCGAGGACAGCAACCAGAAAGCCGUGGAAGUGGAGAUGUCACAAGACAAAAACACUCUCACCAUUGACUGUGGGAAGGACGGAUCGAUGCAGCCUGCUGAAUUCACAUCUCAGUACUGCUUCCCCGAGGGAGAUACGUUGGAAGAGUGCUCCAAGGCGAACUACUCUGAUAUUCUUCCCACUUUUGAAACCAGCUGGUGGACCGAAGCAGAAAACGACGGUACCCCGGCUGUGCUGACGAUCCCGAAGACCGACUUCCCAGGUGAAGACCAGCGCCUCCUUCUAGGCUGUGCUCCUAAAUCAACAGCUGCGGGAACGCCAGGCAAGGCAUCCGGCCCGUCCGGUUCCGCGACAACCGCAACAUCCUGUCGGGUUGUUGUUACUGUCAAGGCGGCGAGCUCGGCCUCGUCUGCAUCAUUCACCUCGCAAACUGUAGCUGCGACCGCUGGAGCAACUGUUCUACCAGCGCUGUUGGCUGGUUCGUUCUAA